AGGCCUAACUUGGAAUAAAAGGUAAAGUCAAGAGCUUACAGACCAUCUUCUGUGUUUUUAGCCACAAAAUUCUUUAGCAGAAGCAAUGCUAAAGUCACUUUUCACUUACUGGAGAAUUAGCAAGAAUCUUAUGAAUUCACUAAUUAUUACACAGAAAAAGGUGGAAAGAAAUUCACCCUAUGCUGCUGAAUCUGUACUCCAGCAGUUGCAAAGUGACAGGUGGAUCAACGGCCAUAUCCAUAUGAAAUCUAUUUUCACCAUCGAACAAGGUUUCAGAAAUCUGCCUAAUAACGACAGAUAAUCAACUGUUCAUUUGAAUGGAGCAAGUUGUUUGGUAGAUAGAAAACUUUAUUAGGAGAAGAUUGUAGCUUGCUAUGAGGGUUCACAUUCUGAGAAUGUUGUCAGACAAGAAACACAAACCUAUCUAAUAAAAAUUAUCAAACUACAAACAAGGUAAUCAAGAAGCAGCAAUGACAAGUAUGAGGAAGAGCAGAAAUAAUAUCAGGGCUUGGAA
Messenger RNA from Rubroshorea leprosula, 514 nucleotides. NCBI's taxonomy places the organism in Eukaryota, Viridiplantae, Streptophyta, Magnoliopsida, Malvales, Dipterocarpaceae. The record is from the annotation of a GenBank genome assembly.